AAGGGAGAAAAGAAAUAAAGAGAAAAAGGGAGGCGGGUCAAGUGGGGAAGGGAAGGCAAGAGAGGAGAUGACGGGUUGCGUUUGCAAGUCCUUUCUCAUCCAAGGUAGCAGUACCCCACCUCUACCGCCUAUUUACUUCCGUCAUAGCAAUUCUGGCGCGCCGCCGUCGUCUGCUCUAAAUUUUACUUCACUUGGUCUCAAGGCAUCACAAUUUCACGCUCAUGGGCUGCCUUGGAAACGAUUCAAUGCGCAUAGUCUCCUGCCGGACAAUGGCGGCUGGGACUCGGGAAACAAAAACGGCGGCGGCGGUGGCGGCCCAUUUGAGUCAUCCUCAUGGUGGUGGCAUGAGGAUGGUGAUAGUUCCUUGUCAGGUCCCUUGUUUUUCUCCUCCUUGUUCUUGUGCUCGGCGGCGUGUUGUUUCUGCCACCUCCGACUGGCCUGUGCGCUGGCAUCAUCAUCGGAGGACUGCGAGGCUGUGUGGGAAGUGAGGGGAGGCAAGUGGACCAAGCUUGUUCCUGAUUUUGUCCAGGAUGCCUUUGUUAUCGCUCAUCAAGUUGGUUCUGGUUCACUGAGCGUGGGGAAUCUGUGGUUGCAAUCGAAACAUGUCUGUAUGCGAUUGAUGCUCCCAGAAGGCUAUCCCGACUCCGUUACCAGCGAUUAUUUGGAGUACUCUCUUUGGAGAGGAGUUCAGGGCGUCGCCAGCCAAAUUAGCGGUGUCCUUGCCACUCAGGCCUUGCUCUACGCUGUUGGAUUGGGAAAAGGAGCUAUUCCUACUGCCGCCGCUGUCAAUUGGGUCCUCAAGGAUGGAAUUGGAUACCUCAGCAAAAUCAUGCUCUCUAAAUAUGGAAGGCAUUUUGAUGUCAAUCCAAAAGGGUGGAGGUUGUUUGCUGAUCUUCUCGAAAAUGCCGCCUUUGGAAUGGAAAUGCUCACCCCUGCAUUUCCUCAUCUAUUUCUUUUAAUUGGUGCUGCUGCCGGUGCAGGGCGCUCAGCUGCUGCACUCAUUCAGGCUGCUACCAGGAGCUGUUUCUACGCUGGUUUUGCUGCUCAAAGGAACUUUGCUGAGGUGAUUGCUAAGGGGGAAGCUCAGGGAAUGGUGAGCAAGUCUUUCGGUAUCAUGCUUGGCAUAGCAUUGGCUAACCAUAUCGGCUCUUCUAUGGCUCUUGGCCUUGCUUCUUUUAGCAUGGUUACUUGGAUCCACAUGUUCUGCAACCUGAAAUCCUAUCAAUCCAUUCAAAUAAGGACUUUAAAUCCUUAUCGUGCAAGCUUGGUUUUUAGCGAAUAUCUUCUUAGUGGUCAAGCAUCUCCUGUAAAAGACGUCAAUGAGGAGGAACCGCUUUUUCCAGCUGUACCAUUUCUUAACUCAAAGUCUGCAAACAAAGCGCAUUCAGUAGGAUUAUCUUCAAAUGCAAAGGAAGCUGCUGCUGAAAUUGAGCGUAGGCUGCAAUUGGGAUCCAAGCUCAGUGAUCUAGUCAACAACAAGGACGAUGUGCUUGCACUGCUCAGUCUAUAUAACAAAGAAGGCUAUAUUUUGUCGGAGCACAAGGGAAGAUACUGUGUAGUGCUUAAAGAAACGUCCUCUCUACAAGACAUGUUGAGAGCAUUGUUUCAAGUCAAUUAUCUAUAUUGGCUGGAGAAAAAUGCAGGAUAUGAAGCAAGAGGCACUUCUGUUGACUGCAAACCAGGGGGAUGGCUGCACCUUUCUCUAGAGUAUGUGCGAAGGGAAUUCAACCAUGUCAAAAAUGAUGCGGAAUCAGCUGGUUGGGUAACAGAUGGGCUUAUUGCGAGACCUUUGCCUAAUAGAAUUCGUCCGGUUUAUGUGGCCUAAUCCGUUGCUUUUAUGAUAUGACCUAUGGAUGUUGUUAGAUGAUGUUUUGUAGUAGGCACAUGAGGAAACUAUUCUUGAGAUCGUCAUGUGAUCCUUCCAUGCUCGUACUGUCUAUUCAUUGUUUGAUGCAAAGCUUUAAAUACCGUUUCUCAAAGAUGGGGCAAGAGAAUCCUUGAGGACGCGUGCUUUGACAAGUGAAGGCACCACUUUAUUCACACCUCUUCUUUCAACAGUGAGAUUAAAGAUGAUUAUGCACUAUGCAAAUGACUAAUCAAUUGGUGGGCUUGGCAAUUUGUACAGAGAGGCCCUUUCCUUCCUACUACGUUUUGAGGAUUUGCGUGGCCUGGACAUCACAGUGGCGGUAAACUUAUUCCACCUGCUCUCCUAGGUCACUGAUGACUCUUGUAGGUUUCAGGUCACUGAUGACUCUUAGUUGCAGAUUUUCAUUAUAUUCAGUAAAUACUGUUGGACAUUCGAUUGCACCGUGUAGCUGUGUAAGCAUGAAGCAAAUGGAUGGCCUUUUUGGUGAAUCACCUUUAAUUCGGAUUUUUCUCUAUAA
Molecule: messenger RNA, 2384 nt
Organism: Malus domestica (apple)
Lineage: Eukaryota; Viridiplantae; Streptophyta; Magnoliopsida; Rosales; Rosaceae
Product: protein root UVB sensitive 1, chloroplastic
Biological process (GO): developmental process; response to UV-B
Cellular component (GO): chloroplast envelope
Source: RefSeq, a predicted model, not a curated record